Topomyia yanbarensis is the source of this 8683-nucleotide messenger RNA. Its product is annotated as fatty acid synthase-like. Lineage: Eukaryota; Metazoa; Arthropoda; Insecta; Diptera; Culicidae. The record is from RefSeq and is a predicted model, not a curated record. Gene Ontology annotation, molecular function: fatty acid synthase activity; phosphopantetheine binding; oxidoreductase activity. The transcript is spliced from 6 exons. Gene Ontology annotation, biological process: fatty acid biosynthetic process.
UACAUUAUUGAAAAUUUAAAUGGAAAAUGAAAUUUCAUAUUUUAUGGAGAAUCUGUAUAUUUCCGUUGGCGGGCGUGGGUUUCCUCAUCACAGCUCUCAAUAUGGAACUUUUCUUUUGAAUAUAUUUUCUGGACAGACCAGCCUAUUUUUACUAGAUGGAUCAGCCAAAUAAUGCCAAUCACCUAGUGAGAUACUUGAUUAAUUAAUAGAUUACCGUUAAAACACCUUCAAUAAAAUAUGUUUUGAUGGGGAGGGUAUAUAGCAAAUUGUAACAUAUGAAAACAAGCGAGUGAACAAGAACGUGAGUCGAUAUGUGUGAUAGAUAAAAUUCAUUUGCACGCUCUUGAAAAAAGCUACAUUUUUAAUGUCACCGUGGUCGUGUCCUGUACACAACCCUUAUAUUUUUUUUUAUUCUCGCUUAUUUUCCGUCGGCCACUGCCCGCACUGAGUGCCAAUCACCGACGCCAGAGAGGUGACUCCACCAGCUGGACCCUAGAUAUCGGCCCAUCAACACAUGGACCGGGACCAACGGCUUUACUUCCCUUCCGAAGGAAGACGUGACCACAGAUUUUUCACCUCAGAAAAUCUCAACGACCUCGGCUGGGAUUGAAACCACAACCUAAAAAUAUUUUCCAAGAUUAACAGCUUUCAGGUUUAAAUCGUUAUUUUCUGGCGUCAAAAAUUUUUAUCCGUCAGCGCGCUCUCGAGAAAAAUUUUUGUGUUGCUUAAAUAUCUGAUAAUUCGCGUAUUAGAUAAUAGAAGUAUCUUUCGGAAUCAUUUGAAAUCUUCUAAAAGGCUUAUAGUAUCAGUACCAUUCAACUAAAUUUUUCAUUUUGCGAGAAACACAAUUUGUCCAUCUCACCCAGAGUGUCCGUCUUCGACGCAUGCCCAUAAAAGCAUAAGAGUCCCAUAUGGAUGUUUGUCGAAAAUGAGUUAUCUGUUGGAUUGUAUUCGGUAUCGCUAACGACGCUGAAUCCCUCUGUCCCUUCAGUAAUUCAGCGUCUUUAGAUACUACCACUGAAUCACAAUGCACCAAUAAGAUUACCAGGUUUGUUUAGAAAAAAUCAAAAAAAUACCAAAACAUGGUUGUCCCAUCCAUUUGACUCAAUUAAAAUGCAAAUCUUGAACAGCGUUUUUCUCGGCUUGCUAUUUUUCAAUAUGGGACUCUUAUGCUUUUAUUUGCAGUAUAAUAUAUUUCUGCACUAAGGAAAAAUAUAGCAUAGUGCAUAUUGCAUUGGCUUGCUAAGCCAAACGGCACAAACUGCACCGGAUCCAGCCUGUUUGGGACCGGCGAUGGUGAAAUUAAACUUUCAAAUUUCUGUUGCACCUUCGGGUCACCGUUGCAGAUCAUCACGCGCUUUCUGAAAUUGACUAUAAAUUGAACGGUGCCAAAUUACCGUCGCUUAAUCAAUUAGCUACAAUCGCACCGUCUCGUUGUGAACCAGAAAAAUGUCAUCGCCCAAAAUUCUACCGGCUGGCUUCGAUGAGAGUAUUGUGAUAUCGGGAAUCUCCGGUCGGUUUCCGCAAUCGGACAACAUGCGAGAGUUAGCGCGUAAUCUGUACGAGAAGCGAGAUUUGGUGGACGAUUCGGAGGUACGGUUCAAGCACACGAUGCCGGAGAUACCGCGGCGUGCCGGUAAGGUUAACAAUUUGACCAAGUUUGAUCGGGAGUUUUUCGGUUGCGAUCGACGGCAACGCGAUACGAUGGAUCCGCAGCAGCGGAUAUUGAUCGAGCACACGUACGAAGCGAUACUGGAUGCCGGAGUGAAUCCGGAGAGUUUGCGUGGUUCGCGAACGGGUGUUUUCAGCGGUUUGUGUUUCUCGGAGACCGAAGUACGGAUGAACUACGUUACGUGCCCACCGGAUGGUCUAGGUGUGCUGGGGAGUGCAAAGUCCCAGCUUGCGAAUCGGGUGUCGUACACAAUGGAUUUCAGAGGACCUUCGAUGGUGAUGGACACGGCUUGCAGUAGUUCGAUGUACGCACUGGAUAUUGCGUACAGGAGUAUCAAAAAUGGGGAGUGUGACGCUGCUAUAGUGAUGGGAAGUAACCUGACUCUGCAUCCGUUUAUCACGUACCAAUUUGCGCUGCUGGGAGUGUUGGCGAAGGACGGUUAUUGCAGACCGUUCGACAAAAACGGUUCCGGUUAUACGCGUGCGGAAGCUGCGUGUUCUGUAUUUCUACAAAAAGCCAAAGACGCCAAGCGUGUCUACGGUCACCUGCUUCAUUCGAAGACUAAUUGCGAUGGUUUCAAGUCCGAAGGGAUCACCUAUCCAUCUGGGGUUGUACAGCAACAGUUGUUAUCUGAAUUCUACAGUGAAGUAGGUAUCAACCCGAUAAAAGUGAAUUAUGUUGAAGCCCACAGUACCGGUACGAUGGUCGGAGAUCCGGAGGAGUGCGAUGCGUUGGAUAAGGUUUAUUGUACAGGACGAACCGGUCCAUUGUUGGUGGGAUCUGUGAAAUCCAGCAUUGGACACUCGGAGGCAUCUGCGGGAGUGUGUUCUAUAGCAAAGUGCAUUAUCGCCUUGGAGAACGGUUUGAUUCCUCCCAAUAUUAAUUUUAACGAAAAUAGACCAUCUAUUCUUUCGUUGGUUGAGGGACGAUUGAAGGUGGUAGAUGAAGUGACUCCGUUACCUGGUCCACUUGUUGGCAUCAAUUCGUUUGGUUUCGGUGGAGCAAAUGCGCAUGCUUUGUUGUGCAGAAAUUCUAAAGAGAAGAAGCGGCUUGGUUUACCAGCGGACGAGCUUCCAAGGUUGGUGGUGUGGUCCGGAAGAACAAAGGAGGCCGUUGAAGUAAUGCUUCGAGAUAUUGCGGAACGUCCCUUGGAUAGUGAGUUUAUUGCUCUACUGUACAAUAUUCAAAAUCAGGCGAUCCCUGGUCAUCGUUACCGUGGUUACGGCACUUAUCGAAAGAAUGGAGAAAAACCAGCGAUUUUGCAAGAGUCGAACAUUGCAAGAAUUCAGCUGGAACCACUACCAUUGGUGGCGAUUUUCGGCGGAAUGAAUUGUCGAUGGCGACUAGAGCUGGAGGAGUUGAGACAAUUUACUCAAGUUGAGGCAACUUUGACUAAAUGUCAUGGAGUUUUACAAACUUUAAAAUUUGACUUGUAUAAGAAAUACUCCGGUAAAGAAUCCGUUGUGAACAGUAUGGUCGGAACGGUUGUGCUUCAGCUGGCUCUCGUCGACUUAUUGAACUCGAUUGGAGUAAAGUUUGAUUUUUAUGGGGGACACUCCGUGGGUCAGUUCAUCUGUGCCUACUUAGAUCGUCACUUGAGCUUGGAACAGGUCAUUCGAGUAGCUUUUUGUCAUGGCCUGGUGUACACUGAGUGCAUGGCAGUAGGAAAUUGCAGCGUUUUCGUAAAAAUAAAUAAUAAGCUAGAUCAAGUUAUUCUGAAGGGUAUGGUGAAGAAUGCCUCGUCCGGAUUUGGUAUUAUUGCUGCUUCUAAUCAGACCGUGUUCGAACAAAUUCGCCAGUUAAAUUCUGCUGGUUAUGUAGCGGAAGAGCUGGCCUUUACAAUCUUUAGUUCUGAACCUGCAAUAGAAUCAUCGAUAUCCAAUAAACUGCGCCAGACCAUGAAUACUGUAUUGUCACGUGCGGUUAUUCCGACAUCGAAAUGGUUCAACGCUAGGCUACCACAAACAUCGUCUAUUUUUCAUACACCGAAGCUGCAUAAUUCAGUCUCCAUUGUUAACCUUCUGGAUUGUAUUCCCAAGAACGCUCACAUUUUGGAACUUGAUAGUUUCCAAUCUUGCGAAAAGGUGCUGAAUAUAUUAAAUUACAAAUCGAAUUAUCUUCCGCGAGGCCUAGACUCUUCAGACGCUGUUAGCCGGCUGCUUAGCAGAAUUGGGCACUUACAUCUCACCACGCAGAACCUUCAGAUUGCCAAACUCUAUCCGGUGGUUCAGUUUCCGGUUUCACGUUGAACGACCAUGAUUUCACCACUGCUUCGUUGGGAUCACCGUGAGGAUGCGUACGUUAUUCGCUACGGUAGGUACGAGACAAGCAAGUCCAAUAUUCUGAACUUUAAAAUUACGCUGACCGAUGAGGACUACAAAUACAUAGUGGGCCAUUGCAUCGACGGCCGCGUGCUGUUCCCGGGCACCGGUUAUCUGCAACUGGUUUGGGAUCUAUUGGCACAUCUUUCCCACUGUGAACUGCUUCACUUUUCCAUCGAGUUUGAGGACGUGCAGUUUCUACGGGCCACUACAAUCGCCAAGGGUCAAACGGUUAAUCUGGUCGUAUCGUAUCAAGCAGCAUCCGGAUACUUCGAGAUAUUGGAAGGAGUCACAACAGUGGUGACAGGAUAUGCACGAAGUCACGAUUCGUCUGCCAAGGAAGAAAUUUUUGAAGAGGUGUCUACGGCAACAAUGAUGCAGACUAGAGAUUUCUACAAAGAACUUCGUCUGCGAGGUUAUCACUAUUCUGGAUUGUUUAAAUCGGUCCUGGAAGCUAGGGUCGAUGGAUCCGAGGCUAAAAUCGAGUGGAAAGGUAACUGGGUAGCGUUGUUGGACUGUAUUCUACAGGUCGGAAUUGUGACUGUAGACACGCGUUCGUUGAUGGUUCCAACGGCAAUCGAAAAAGUUGCAAUAUGCCCGAAAGAUCAUCUACAGGCGAUGAAGAAAGAUGAUCAGGGGCGGGAAUAUUUAGGCGUUAAAUGCUGCACCAGAACCAACGUUUCAGUUUGUGGUGGGAUUGUCAUUUUGAAUCCCCGAGGCAAUAUCAUUGGACGAAGAAAUCCUCCCGGUGUGCCGAUACUGGAAACAUAUCAGUUCAUCCCGUAUAGGUCUGAUGGCCCGGUUUCUUCCCUGGAAGCGAUCAGGAUGUGUGUUCAGUUGGCCUUGGAAAAUGUACCGAUGCUGUCUGUUGCGGUAACUGAAGUGCACAGUGAUGGACUUCCAGUUUUGAGUCAUCUAUUCGGAGAAGCUAUCGCUGAUCUACCCUUGGUUCAGUCCAGCUUAACAUUACUCACAGCAAAACCAAUAGAAGUGAACAAUGCUGUUCUUAAGAAUGAGAAAUUAUCCGAUCAAACAAACUCACUGUUUCUAAUCUCGGACAACAAACUGACUGAAGCUAGUUUUCUAAAGGACGCUAAAGCUUGCCUGGUAGAUGUUGGAUUUCUACUGAUCCGAGAAGCUGCCAAGUUUGACACGAAUGCUUUUCGGCCACCAAGUGAAUUUAAUCUUAUUGCUACGUUUCGCAUAGAUCAGGAAGAAACAUUCAUUCUGCUUCAGUGCAACAGCCGUUCGUUGAGCGAAACUCCCGCAGCAAUACAGGUACAGAUGAAGGAAUUCAGCUGGUUAACAGAACUGAAGAAAGCCGUCAAGUUUCGGCCGGUUAUUUUGUACGCUCAAUACGAUUCGAUAUCGGGUAUCAUCGGACUUGUCAAUUGCAUUCGGAAAGAACCAAAGCUUCAAAAUGUUCGCUGUGUUUUCGUGGAUGACUCUAACGCACCUCUGUUUGCAUUGAAUGAUCCUUUCUACCAGAAUCAGCUUAAUUUGGGUUUGGCGGUGAACGUGUUCAAACAUGGGAAAUGGGGUAGUUACCGUCAUGCGCUGUUGACAAAUGCUAGGAAAACGGAAUCCGUGACCAAUCACUGCUAUGCGAACGGUUUAGUGAAGGGUGACUUAUCCUCGAUGAUGUGGUUUACAGGGCCCAUGAAUGAAUGUUCUAGUGGGCCAAACAAAGUUCGUGUGGUUUAUAGUGCGUUGAAUUUUCGAGACGCAAUGAUCGCGACGGGUAGAUUGUCCUCGGAUGCUCUCACUUCUAAUCGAUUGGAUGAGGAAUGUGAGUUGGGGUACGAAUUUGCUGGAGUUCUAGAGGACGGUAGGAGAGUAAUGGGAACCACUCCUGGUGGAGGAUUGGCUACGAUGGUUAACUGUGAUCCCUUACUGACUUAUCCGGUACCGGAUGGGUGGACAAUGGAGGAAGCCUGCACAUUUCCUAUUGUUUAUGGAACUGUUUGCAUUGCUUUCUACAUGUGCAUCCAGAUUCAGAAGGGUAAAUCUGUUCUGAUCCACGCCGGCAGUGGAGGUGUUGGACAGGCAGCGAUACAGGUGGCACUUGCUGAAGGACUGAAGGUAUUUACCACGGUUAGUACGGAGGAGAAGAAGCAGUUUUUACUGGAAAAAUUUCCUGAGUUGAAGAGGGAAAACAUUGGUAAUUCCAGAGAUACUUCAUUCGAGCAGAUGAUAAAAAUCAGAACCAAUGGUAAGGGUGUCGACUACGUGCUGAAUUCGCUAGCUGAGGAGAAACUGCAAGCUUCGAUACGUUGUCUAGGGAAAGGGGGUCAUUUCGUGGAAAUUGGAAAAUACGAUAUUGCCAGGAACUCCAAGAUAGCAAUGAGUCUGAUGCAGAAAGGUCUAACAUUCACGAGUGUUAUGCUCGAUCUGAUGUUCAAGGAGAAUUCAGACUAUAAAAUAGCUUACCAUCAACAAAUGAUACGUUUGCUGGCUAGCGGUAUAGUAAGACCAUUGAACCGAACCGUCUUUGAUGCGGUUGAUGUAGAGCAAGCCAUGAGAUUUAUGGCCAGUGGAAAGCAUAUUGGGAAAAUUUUGUUGAAGAUACGAGAAAAUGAAACCGAUCUGGACACACUUCCGAUACAGUAUGUCCCGAGGCUUUACUGUAACCCGGAGCAGGUACAUGUUGUCAUUGGGGGACUCGGUGGAUUUGGGUUGGAGUUGGCCGACUGGUUGAUUAUCAGAGGCUGCCGCAGAGUAGUUUUAAGCUCAAGCAGAGGUAUAACAAAAUCCUACCAGGAAUACAGAAUCAAGAUGUGGAGAAGCUAUGGAGUUCAAGUACUGGUGUGCACCGCAAAUAUCGCUACCCUGGACGGUUGCCGUAUGUUACUGCGGAAAGCUUCCGAACUCGGAACAGUGUCGGCUAUAUACAACCUAGCUGUUCAACUGCGUGACGCUAUUCUAGAUAAUCAGACACCGGAGACGUUUGGUGAGUGCUUUGCUCCCAAAGCGAAUGCUACCGAAUAUUUGGAUGUGGUUAGCCGGGAGCUGUGUCCGCAGUUGAAGCAGUUUGUAGUGUUCUCCAGUGUUUCCUGUGGUCGAGGAAAUGCCGGCCAGAGUAACUACGGUAUGGCGAAUUCUAUCAUGGAGCGAAUUAUCGAACGAAGACAUGCUCAGGGGUUACCGGCGAAGGCAAUACAGUGGGGAGCGAUCGGAGAGGUAGGAUUAGUUGCCGACAUGGCAGAAGAUAGGGUGGACAUGGAGAUUGGUGGAACGCUGCAGCAGAGAAUUUCUUCGUGUCUGCAAGAGCUAGAUCGAUUACUGACCUGUGAGGAACCGAUCGUGGCAAGUAUGGUGGUAGCGGAGAAACGGGUCGGAGGUGCUUCGAAGAACAUCAUCGAAGCAGUUAUGAACAUAAUGAGCAUUCGAGAGUUGAAGUCCGUUUCAAUGGAGAGCACCUUGGCGGAUAUCGGAAUGGAUUCGUUGAUGGCGGUGGAGAUCAAGCAGGUUCUCGAGAGAGACUUUGAAUUGGUGCUUUCUACCCAGGAGUUGAGAACGUUAACUUUUUUGAAGUUGUUGAAGUUGGAUGAACAGAGGAAGCAGGAUGAGUUGGACAAGGACAGUAAGGGAAAAGUUGAGGUUGUGGUUGGUCUGCAAAUGUUGCUAAGAAAUUUGGGCGAUGAAACAAAUAGCGAUACGACGAUUCUUCGUUUGCCAUCCUCUGGUGUCCAAGACGAAGGUCGCCCAGUUCUAAUAAUCCCCGGUCUUGAGGGUGUGGCCGGUAAUGUGUGGUAUGCGAUUGCUGAGAAACUGAAUACACCGGUCUUCAUCCUACAGUUGAUGAGUACCUUGGAAUGCGAUAGUAUUCCGGCCAUGGUUGACUGUGUGAUCGAGGAACUGUGCAAUGUGUUCAGUGGCCACGACAGUUAUGCAAUUGUAGGAUAUUCAUUCGGUUCCUUGAUAACAGUGGAGGUCGCCAAGCGUCUGCAGGCUAAAGGAAUGCACGGAAAACUUCUGUUGCUAGACGGAGCUCCAAAAUUCAUGAAACUUCUAGCCCUGCAGCAAAGGGGAAAUAAUCCGGAAGAGUUCCAGAAGAAACUCAUGUUUCCUUUAAUUUCAUUUGUGAUCCCGAAUCAACCGGUUGAGAAAAUACUCUCCCUAAUACAGACACCUUCGUUCGACGACGGAAUCGAGAAGUUGGUCGAUUUGGCAAAGGAUCAACACGUCCACUCUCCCAACUAUAUUCGGAAGAUGGCGAAGGUGUUACUACGGAGGAUACAAAUGACCGCUCAAUUGGAUCUGGAAGAUCAGCCGCUGGAUCUGCCGAUUACUUUGGUUCGGCCGACGGAUGUUUCCUUUGCGGAUAUCGAAAGCGAUUACGGACUGUCCAACUGUACGACGGGAUCGAUAACGUUGCACACCAUCGAGGGAAGUCACAUCACAAUAUUGGAAAAUCCUGCCCUCGUGGAGAUUAUAAAUAACUUUAUACUGUAGCUGGGAUCGAAUGUUGCAUAUUUUUCCUAAAAAAAUGCAGGGCAGAUUGUUCUUGUUGAACCUUAUUUCCGAACGAAUUAUCCUGUUAAGGAAGAGUUUCUCGAACGAACGGCUCUGGACGUUAAUCAGUGUCGAUGGUGUGUAUUCCAGGAUUCGCAAUCUAUAAACUUGUUCGAACUACUGGUUCCAUCCUUGAAGUGAGUUGGUUUUCAAAAUAUUUUGGUGGUCAAUAAAG